This is a messenger RNA of Bolinopsis microptera, 885 nucleotides long. RefSeq lists its product as uncharacterized. NCBI's taxonomy places the organism in Eukaryota, Metazoa, Ctenophora, Tentaculata, Lobata, Bolinopsidae. The transcript is spliced from 4 exons. The record is from RefSeq and is a predicted model, not a curated record. Bases 67 to 837 code for a protein of 256 amino acids.
UUUGCAACGUCUGAGACUCUACAUAGAGCUUAUGUAGUUUGUCAAUACUGGCCUAAAGGAAACUGGAUGGAUCAAUACCAGGACCAGGUUCAACCGUUAAAAGGCUCUACAGAUUCCAGUGAUGAUGGCGAAAUUGAAGAAGAGGUCUUGGAAGAGGAGGUGAAAGAAGACGUAGAACUAGAAGAGGAUGUAGAAGAUGACGUCAGAGAGGACUCAGAGGAGAUCUCGGAUGAUUCAGGAUCUGAUAGAAUAAACGAGAACGACUCAGAAGACCGGUCAGAUUCAGAGAAUAUUAUUUUUGAAGGUCCGGAGAACUUGGUCUUUGGAACGGACAGCUCUGACGUAGGAUCAAACAUCUUCAAGACCUGUGACUGUUGGACCCCCGAGUGCAGAUACUGUUCCGACAUAAGCUGCACCGUAAAGCAAGAUCUCCCUAACUCCGAGCAAGGAAUCGCCGUCCGUUCUAUCGUCAAAAGAAAGAAGUACAACUCUGUUGUUUUCUAUGAUGAAAAUGGGAGCAGAAUUGGAAAAUUCCAAUGGAGUAAAAGGGGUAUUUUUCUUACAGGCUGCAUUGCAUGUGUAACACCGAGAGCUUUAAAAGGAAAGUGCAUUAAAAAUGUGCAAACCUUGUGGGCUGUUUCUAUUUACAAUGGGGUUCUUCAGAUAAAGAUCGAUGGAGAGAUUUUGUAUGAAAAUAGGUUAAUGGGAGACUGUCUUGAAAAGUACAGCAAAACCAAACGAUUUGCUUUUUACGGCAUGCCCGAAGAAAGUUCGUACUCGUUUGUGGCUGAUCAAAUGGAGGCCGGAGAAAAGAUUUUCAGUACAGGCUGUGCUUGAACAAUGAACAUGAAAAAUCAAGACAACUUUUAUUAAUGUUUACAUGAU